GGCCUUCAAUCAGCUGGGCGUGGGGGAGCCGCCCAAGACAGUGCCGCUGCUGCCGCGCUUGGCGCAUCUGCAGUUGAACGACAACCCGGUGGCUGCAGAGCUGAUGGAGGAGUACCGGCCCUGGGUGCUUCGGAUGUCUCCUCAGCUGGAGGAGCUUGACAACGACACCGUCAGCGAGGAGGAGAGAAGGCGCGCGGUGGCGCCCAGCCGGCAUUCUCAGAGGCCCACCCGAGACGCGGUCGCCGCUGGCGCAGGCUUGCUAGGCCUGGUGGCUUGCAAGGCGCCAGCUCAGAGGCCGCCGGCCGAUCCGCCAGAGACCUGCGAAGGCGACGUCCCGGCGCCCGCGCGGACGACGGGCGCUUCGACGGCCGCGCGCUGGGCCGCCGCCUGGCGGGGCGGCGGCACGGCGCCGGAUGUGGCGGAGAGCGGAUGCCAGAUGUGCGCGCUUGCUGCUUGGUGUGAGGCUCUGAGCCGAAACCGGAGCGGUGCCCUAGUGGCUCACGUCGUGCAGGAGAGGUGGACAGGCCAGUUGCUGGCGAAUCCAAACACGGCACGGCUGCAAGAGGAGGUACUCUUUGCUCUGCGCAGGAGGCACGACUUUUGGACGGCCUUCCUGGAUCUCUGUGGGGCUCAACACGAUUCGCUGGCGGUGUGGCCCAAUCCGCGCGGCGCGGUGCUGCGGGAGCUGCACUUCGAAGCCCUGGGCUACGCCAAGUCCACGGCGGCGGUGCUGGUCAAGGCCCAAGCGCGCUGGCGCGGGGUCAAAGCGCGCCGGAGCUUCCGGCAGCUGCGGCUCGAGCAGAUCUGCCAGACCUUGCCACAGAGCCAGCUGGGUCAGCUCACCAAAGUGCAGGCGCUUUGGCGCGGCCAGCGCCGGCGCAGCAGCCUUCGUGCCCAGGGUGUGGUCCUGCCUUUGGACCGUCGCUCGGCGAAGCUCAAGCGCGCAGCCACGCAGCUCCAGGCGGCGCUGCGCGGCUCGCGGGUGCGCCGGAAGCUGCGCUGGGCGCGGGAAGUGUCCAGGAUGGUGGGCGAUGACCUCGAGGACCCCACGGCGGACCUGCAAGAGCUGCUGGCUGCGGCGCAGAGCGCCGCAGCAGAGCCGCUGAGUUUCCACCUAAGCCUUCCCCAGGGCGCCUCGCUUCCGCUGUCCCGUGCCUCUGCAUCGGCUGCGCCAGCGCCCGCGCCCAUGGUGGCGUGGAGCACGCCGCCCUCGACCUCGGCAGGUCGAUUUGAAGAUCGUCCGGAGAUCCGAGAAGGGCCUCGUGUGGAAGAAGCCGACUGUGGCAGUGUGGCGUCUCCGCGCAGCAGCCGCCCCGACUCCGGCGUGGGCCCGCGGCGCUCCAGAUCGCUCUCCUCCACGGCGGAGUCGGCCAUGACAGAGGCGGAAGGACCUCGAAGCCGGGCUCAGCACAUGAAGGAAGAAUGGGGCUUCAAGGACAUCGCCACGGCGCGGAAUGCCAUGAACGCCCAGCGGCGGCGGCCGAAGCCUCCCACCCUGCCCGGAGGGCCCUCCUCCUCGCACGGUCGGCCGACUGGGACUCCCACCCGCAAGUCCAGCAGCCUGUCCGCCACCAAGCGCAGAGGAGCUGCACAGGAGGCCAUCUUGGAGUAUCAGCGCCAGCAGGAGGCCGAGCAGAGCGCUGCAGAGUUCUGCAGUGGCUCGCCCAACCGGAAGCUUAUGCGCAGCUCCAAGAGCCUUUUCUGAGUCGCACAGACCAGCACUGCCUCGGCUCAUGCGCCGGGCUGGGCUUUGAGUUUGGUCAGCGCGCCAGGAGCAGAAUGUUGGUUUGUUUGACGGGUGGUUCUGCCAGAUAGUUGGCCCAACCCCAAACCAGGCAGCGAUUGCAGCAUGUAUCAAGCA
This is a messenger RNA of Effrenium voratum, 1861 nucleotides long. Lineage: Eukaryota; Dinophyceae; Suessiales; Symbiodiniaceae. The record is from the annotation of a GenBank genome assembly.